AUGGCCUCCAGUCUUCGCGCACGUUUCAGCUCCCACGUCCUGAGGGCAGACCCGGACGAGCCGAGACUGGAGCGGAAGAAGAUCACGGUGGCAGGAAAGACCCACGUCCAGUAUUGUGUCCGGCCCGGGCGCGAGAGAGACUAUGUCAUAGAGCGACGCCAGCGUCGGUACCAGUCGCGAGAGGAGCUGACCGAAGCAAGCACCUCCCGUGCUCGCCCGCUGCCGAUUUUGGAUACAGCGCAGCACGGGAUGUCGAGUGCUGCCGGCACAGAGCGUGGAGAAAGGUACGCGCCCGAGCCCUGGGCUGAUGUCUCGUCUCCUCCCACCUGCCGCUUUUGCCAGAACACCGCUGACAAGACCGCCUCCGAUCUGCUGAUGGGGUGGCGUGUUCGCACACAUGUCGUGUCGACAUCCGAGUUCACAGCAACGGCCAGAGUGUAUCUGGUUAUCACAAAGAGCCGCCGUCGGACCAGCGUCGCCAUGGCAUACGAACCCAUCUCUGGGCGUGAACGUGAAGAUCAUCUAGACAAGACACCAAACCGCCGACACCGGUUUACGGGCACUAUCCAUCAAGAGAAGGAAGACUCUCUGUUCGCGCAGAAGCUCCACGAACUGGAGCUGGGCGGUGGCGGCAGGUGGGAGCUAGACACCCUCCAGUGGGACGACCUUGCCGACGACAAGACCUACAUCGAUGAGCAUGGCCCCGGUCAAGGCACGCAAGCCGACGCCACAGCUGCUGCUUCUAAGUGCUCUUCGUUUGGUUCGGGACGGGAGCCCACUCCGCUCUGGGCUAGUGGCAGUGCCGUUGGUGUCAAGACUGCCUGGGAAGCCAUCCACCGUCUCGGAGGAGAUGAGGCCAUUCAGGGGCGGGAUCUGCAGCGCCGGGUGUUUUCCCAGGACUUGCAGGUGGCCGAGCUGGAUGAUGCCCCGCCCCCUUACUCCUUGCACGCGACCUGAUCACCAGG
Gaeumannomyces tritici R3-111a-1 is the source of this 965-nucleotide messenger RNA. RefSeq lists its product as hypothetical. Lineage: Eukaryota; Fungi; Ascomycota; Sordariomycetes; Magnaporthales; Magnaporthaceae. The record is from RefSeq and is a predicted model, not a curated record. Bases 1 to 957 code for a protein of 318 amino acids. The transcript has 2 exons.